AUGACUUCCUCGCGAGAACUCAUGCAGUUUGACUGUCACGAGAAUUCACGUAGUUACGAAAAGUUUUUAAUCAGAACUGAUGGAAAAGAACGUCAAGAUGAAGAAGAAGGUUCUUCUUAUGGGUAAAAGUGGCUCAGGAAAAACGAGCAUGAGGUCGAUAAUAUUUGCAAACUACAUUGCAAGAGACACAAGAAGGCUUGGAGCGACAAUUGACGUGGAACAUUCUCAUGUUCGUUUUCUUGGAAAUUUGGUUCUCAAUCUUUGGGAUUGUGGAGGACAAGAGGCAUUUAUGGAGAAUUAUUUCACAAGUCAGAGGGACAACAUUUUUAGAAAUGUUGAAGUUCUAAUUUAUGUGUUUGAUGUGGAAAGUCGUGAACUUGAGAAAGAUAUGCACUAUUACCAGACUUGCCUAGAGGCCAUUCUUCAGAAUUCACCUGAUGCCAAGAUAUUUUGCCUUAUUCACAAAAUGGAUUUGGUACAAGAAGAUCAGAGAGAUGCAAUUUUUAGAGAGCGGGAAGAAGACCUCAAAAGGCUCUCAAAGCCACUGGAAUGUACAUGUUUCCGUACAUCAAUUUGGGAUGAAACUCUUUACAAGGCUUGGUCAUCCAUUGUCUAUCAGCUGAUACCAAAUGUGACACAACUGGAACAGAAUCUGGAGAACUUUGCUUCAAUCAUUGAAGCAGAUGAAGUCCUUUUGUUUGAGAGGGCCACAUUUCUGGUUAUUUCUUAUUGUCAACGCAAGUCCCAUAAGGAUGUACACAGAUUUGAAAAAAUUAGUAACAUUAUCAAACAGUUCAAGUUAAGCUGUAGUAAACUGCAUGCCCAUUUUCAGAGCAUGGAGGUGCGCAAUUCUACAUUUGCUGCAUUUAUUGAUGUCUUUACACCAAACACAUAUGUGAUGGUUAUCAUGUCUGACAACACAAUCCCAUCUGCUGCUACACAGAUUAAUAUUCGCAAUGCGAGGAAGCACUUUGAGAGGCUAGAAAAGGUUUCCAGUAAUGGGCAGCAUUCCCUGAAAGGAAGAUAGAUAAUAAAGAAUGAUGUACAUCUUGAAAAUAAACAAUAUAUAUCGCUAAAUCAGCCAGAGAUGUUGUAAAAUAUAACUAUUCCAUGUUAGGGGGAAUGGUUAGCUGUUUUGUAUCUUGUAUUAUGUAGUUGUAUUCCCUGUGAUUGCCAUGUUAUUGAUAAUAAUUAAUUACAUUUUUGUGCAAUGACAUACCUUCUGCUUAGGAAAUAGUGUCCCGCAUGGUGAUACGAUGAUAGUAUACUACUGAGCCAGAUAGUCAGUCAGAUGAUGAAAAUAAUAAUAAUGAAAAGGUUCAGUACAACUGAAAAAAGCCUUUAAGAGUCUCUUGGUUUGCCAUCCAUAAACAGAAAGAAGGAGCAUUAUAAGAACAAGAACAAGGAUGUAUUGAGCCAUGAUUAAUAAACCUUCAAGAGCAGGCCUGCAAGUCGAGUUCCAUUCUUUAUCAUUCUGAACAGUCUUGUCUGGUAAGGAUGAAGAUCACCGGCAGAACUUGUUCUUAAUUAACAGGUUGUGAGAGACUUUAAAUUGAUAUUUGCUCAGUUUUUCUUUAGCGUGGCUUAAUAUCCAUUGGAAAAAAUCAUGCUGUUCCUUACUCAUUAUUACUGGUUUAAAUAAUUUUUUGUGUUAAUUGUCAUUAUCAAUCCAAGUCUAUUCCACUUAAAUUAAUUUGCUUUCUACACAUAUGACCUGAUAUAUUUUUCUUAAAGGUGACUCAUGGAUUGCCAAAUGCCCGUGUGAUAGUCUAGUGUUACUUUAUUGAUGUAGGGCUAGCCUAUCUUUGAGGUAUUUGAAACCACUCCUGGAAAGAAACUGAGUAUGUUCAGAGUAAUGUGAGCUGGAGUUGAAAUUGAGUCUU
Messenger RNA from Pocillopora damicornis (cauliflower coral), 1883 nucleotides. Its product is annotated as ras-related GTP-binding protein A. Lineage: Eukaryota; Metazoa; Cnidaria; Anthozoa; Scleractinia; Pocilloporidae. Gene Ontology annotation, molecular function: GTP binding; GTPase activity. Gene Ontology annotation, biological process: cellular response to starvation; positive regulation of TORC1 signaling; negative regulation of autophagy. The record is from RefSeq and is a predicted model, not a curated record. Gene Ontology annotation, cellular component: nucleus; Gtr1-Gtr2 GTPase complex; lysosome.